AUUCUGAUGUAGCGAUGGUGAAGAAAGUCUGCAGUGAGUGUCAGUAAUUUAGAGACUGGAGAGAAGAAAAAUUUACAGGACCGGAAAAGGACUAGAGAGUGGAAAGAGAAACCAAAGAGCGGCGGAAACUGGAAAGGAGAGAGAAGAGAGACCACACUCUAAUCUAAUGAGCGUGCGACUGAGAGAAAGCUGUUUUAGGGAUUUGGUAGUAAUUUGUGGGAACGUCGUUUCAAUGUCUUAAUCGCAACAACAACAACUCUGAAAAGUGUUUCCAAGAAAAACAGCGGUUUUUCUGUCUCUCAGGACAAAAGCACAACCGGUUUUGUAACCGAAACUAGAUAGAUUAAACCUCACCCACUCUACUACUAAUUACCAAUUCAAUGCUUACAUAACCGUCGCCCUGCUUUUUUUUUUCUUCCUUAUUUUCUUUGGCCAUUUAAUUGGCUCCCUUUACUGCUUCAACACUUCUCCUUCAUCUUAUUUAAUCGCCUCUGUUUUUCACACUCUACUGGGAUUCCGUUCUUUGCUCUGUCAUGGCUCAUGUUGAGACUAAUUUCGGGUCUGAUUCGCUUUCUCGUGAUGAAAGAGGAGGAGAUGAUCUAUAUACGGAACUAUGGAAGGCAUGUGCAGGUCCAUUGGUGGAUGUCCCAGUGCCUGGAGAAAGAGUUUUCUAUUUCCCACAGGGUCACAUGGAACAACUGGAAGCAUCAACAAAUCAGGAACUGACUCAACAAAUCCCGCGGUUUAAUCUUCCUUCCAAGAUCCUUUGCCGAGUUGUUAACAUUCAACUACUGGCAGAACAAGAGACAGAUGAGGUUUAUGCUCAGAUCACCUUGCACCCAGAACCAAAUCAAGAGGAGCCUACAAGUCCUGACUCGCGCCUUCCUGAACCAAAAAAGCCAACUGUUCAUUCAUUUUGCAAAAUUCUAACAGCUUCUGAUACUAGCACCCAUGGAGGGUUUUCUGUUCUUAGAAAGCACGCUACUGAUUGCUUGCCUCCAUUGGACAUGAACCAAGCAACCCCAACUCAGGAACUGGCUGCUAAAGAUCUUCAUGGCUAUGAGUGGCGAUUUAAACACAUAUUUAGAGGUCAACCAAGGAGACAUUUGCUUACAACUGGGUGGAGUACAUUUGUUACUUCUAAGAGACUGGUUGCAGGAGAUGCUUUUGUUUUUCUGAGAGGUGAUAAUGGGGAAUUGCGAGUUGGCGUUCGGCGUCUUGCUCGUCAGCAAAGCCUCAUGCCUUCAUCUGUGAUAUCCAGGCAGAGCAUGCAUUUAGGAGUGCUUGCUACUGCUUCUCAUGCUGUUACAACACAGACCCUCUUUGUCGUGUACUACAAGCCUAGGACGAGCCAAUUUAUAAUUGGCUUGAAUAAAUAUUUGGAGGCUGUCAACCAUGGAUUUUCUGUUGGCAUGCGGUACAAGAUGAGAUUUGAGGGAGAAGACUCUCCUGAGAGGAGUUUCACAGGAACUAUAGUCGGAGUUGGAGAUGUUUCUGCACAGUGGUCAGGCUCUAAAUGGAGGUCAUUGAAGAUACAAUGGGAUGAACCAGCAACAAUUCAAAGGCCAGAGAGAGUUUCUCCGUGGGAUAUAGAGCCUUUUGCAGCUUCUGCUUCUAUAAAUCUUCCCCCAACAGUGUUAAAGAGUAAAAGGCCCAGGCCUUUGGAUACUCCAGUGUCAGGUAUAUGUUUAGGAACUAUAAUUGCGUUAUAUUUCAAUGAAGUUCUGCUGGUAUAUCUAUUGAAAAAAUUACACAUUAAUUGGAAUGUAGAAAUUACUACCAAUUCAACUACUUCGCCUUUCUGGUACCGUGGAUCAGCCCAAUCCCAUGAUUUAAGUCAACUAGGUAGUGCUGCUGAAGCUCAAAGUUGUGAAAAAAGCCAAGUAGUUUGGUCUGUGAGGCAGAAGGAAAUUGAUAGCAGUGUUGUCAAUGGUAGCAUCUUCUGUAACUCGAGGGUCCGAACAGAGGGCAUAUGGCCACCUUCUCCUCACAUGAAUGUUUCUCUCAGUCUUUUCUUUGAUUCAGCUGAUAACAGCCGAACCAUAACACAGUCUGUCGCCUCUGGUUAUGUGUCUCCUGUUCCAUUAAGGCAAACUGAUGUCCUGAUGCAUGACCAGGUGGAGAAAGGGAAAAAAUAUGAAAAUUCUAUAGGCUGCCGUUUGUUUGGAAUUGAUUUAACAAGCAAUUCUAAUGCUGCUCCUCCUCUAGAGGAGGCUUUGUGUACAACUGUUGACCCCAAUGGCACCGGAGGACCUCUUGCAGCCCCAGGUGAUUCUGAUAAGGCUCAAAAUAUGGAUGCUUCCAAGUCCUCAGAAGAACAGAAGCAAAUUGCAUCAGAUGCAUUGCCAAAGGAGACACAUGGCAAGCUGGGUCCCACUUCUUCCACAAGGUCUCGUACCAAGGUGCAAAUGCAAGGAGUUGCAGUUGGUCGUGCUGUUGAUCUAACAGUGUUGAAAGGGUAUGGAGAUCUUAUAAAAGCACUGGAGGAAAUGUUUGAGAUCAAAGGAGAGCUUUCCACGCCCGACAAAUGGGCUGUUGUAUUUACUGAUGAUGAGGGCGAUAUGAUGCUCGUGGGCGAUGAUCCGUGGCCGGAAUUCUGUAAGAUGGUUAAGAAGAUACUAAUAUAUUCAAGUGAGGAAGUGAAGAAGAUGAGCACAAGAUCCAAGUUGCACGCGUCCUCUUUAGAGGAUGAAGGGACAAUUGCAAGCUUGGACUCUGAACAUAAGUCUGAGACCUGAAAAAUUUGGAACCCUUUUUGAUUUGUAUGGUUUUUGAAUUUAUUUUUGUUCAGUUUGGGAUGGUGGAAGGAAGGUCCCGUUGGUGGGGUUUAGAUUUGCUCUUUUUUUGGUUGAGCUUGCGCUAGGACGGUAGUAGCCGAGUGAAGAAAAAGCACGUUGGGUAUUUGAUUAAAGGGUUUAGUGAAGACUUAGUGAAAAAAAAAAAAGAAGAAAAAAAAGGAAGGCGAAGACUGGAGGACUUAGAGAGUGAGGGUUAGAAAUGGAAUUUGUGUAUACUUUGUGGGGUUGGUAUGGACUUUAAAUUAAUCAGCCUGUAAAAAUAUAGAUAUGUAUGCUUGUAUUUUGGUGGCAGUUAGUUCUUGGUUUCUUGUUAA
Molecule: messenger RNA, 3112 nt
Organism: Manihot esculenta (cassava)
Lineage: Eukaryota; Viridiplantae; Streptophyta; Magnoliopsida; Malpighiales; Euphorbiaceae
Product: auxin response factor 18
Exons: 13
Coding region: 534-2738 (734 amino acids)
Biological process (GO): response to hormone; regulation of DNA-templated transcription
Cellular component (GO): nucleus
Molecular function (GO): DNA binding; protein binding
Source: RefSeq, a predicted model, not a curated record